Rotaria sp. Silwood2 is the source of this 812-nucleotide messenger RNA. The record is from the annotation of a GenBank genome assembly. Lineage: Eukaryota; Metazoa; Rotifera; Eurotatoria; Philodinida; Philodinidae.
UAAAAUUUCGUUCAAAAUUAAACAAUGUCACAUACAAACCAUCGUUUAAAUCAUCUUUUGAAACAAAACAAAUAAAAGGAAAAGCACUACGGAAAAUCACUAAUGCAUUACCAGUCAACAAGAACAAACAAAUUGAAUUAAUUACUCACAUGGCUGAAGAUCUAGGUAUUUUGGAUAUGAAGAAGAAACACGAACGUGUUCAAAAUUGUAUUUCAAUGUCUACACAAAAUGAAGUUAUUAAUUUUUAUUGUCGAGACGACAUUAGUUAUCAAGCACCAGGACGAAAAGAUUCAAUUACAAUCAAAAUAGAUGGUAUAAAACAGACAAUACAAAAGCGUUUCUUAUUAUUUUCAUUACGAGAAGUUUAUCAAUUGUUUAUCGACGAAUAUCCACAACAUAAGAUUGGACGUUCUUCUUUUCAAGAAUUACGACCGCCAAACGUCUUUUAUAGAUCGUCAAUGCCACACAAUAUAUGUGUUUGUAAUUAUCAUGAGAAUAUUAAUUUACUCAUUACAGCAUUAAAUGAACAUAUUCAGGACUUUACAUCAAUUAAUUUACAAUCAUUCAUCAAAUUGCUUGUCUGCGAUGAUAAUCGUGAAUCAUGUAUGUUUAGCAAGUGUGAUAAAUGUGCUGGGUUUUUCAAAGACAAUGUUGAAAAUAAAAUUAUUGACAAGACACGUAUUAUUAAAUGGACGUUGUGGUCAACAUCAGCAACACACCAAACAUUAAAAGCUGAUUAUAAUGGAACAGAUCUUGAAUGUGUUAAUAUUUUAUCGGCCAAAAUUAAACAUUUUUAUUUCAUGUUUUUAUAA